AUGGAGACCAUUCCGGAGUCGUUAAAUGGCGAAUUGCCUCCCAGACCCAGUGGCAGUUCGCAUGGUUCGCGGGGCCACGCUUACAUCCCGAACUUGCAUGUCCCAAAGCGGUCAAACACUUUCUCCAGUUCUACGUCCACCUCCCAAUAUAACCAUCAACGGCAUGCGGCUGCGGAACAAGAACGGCCUUCGUCAGCACUGAGCAGGUCUUUCUCUCCUCUCUCGCCUCCGUCACCUUCGGGUUCCUCAUCAUCAUCAUCAAGAAUGAUGGGAGGCGGCAAGUCCACCCAAAGGGUAAAGGAGUGGGUCAUCAAGAGAUCUAACUCAACCCGCGAACCUCGAUCGAAACCCGGCAGCCGCUCCUCCUCCUCCUCCAACUCGGGCGACCAAACUGUCGAAAUUAUCCACCUCGGCGGCGGCCGUGUUGACCCCAACGGCCAUGUGCACACCUCUGCUCUGUCCCCCACCUACACAUCUUCUCUGUCCCCCACUCUCCUUGCUCCACCAAGCCGGGCUCGAACCAGCUUCGCCAACAGCAUUGAUAGCCGAGUCACGCAAUGGGGGGAUUUGUACCAUGACCAGCCCGAAUCACUGACGGUCCCCACCAAGCCUGGUACGGCGACGGGAAAGCCGCCGAGGCCGGUUAGUCCCGAGUUGCAUGAACGGCCGCAGCUAAGGGAAUUGGGAUUGGGAGGUGUAUAUAACGGAGGAUGGGGGCAACAACAUGAACAGGAGGGACAAGGUGAAGGUCAUCAGUCGCGGCACAGGCAUACCAAGAGCGAUGGAAGCAUCCAUCCGGCGCCGUUGAGGCUGCCCUCCAACUCUUCGUCGUCAUCUUCCUCAGUUGGCAACCAGGACGGUGGCGCAGCUGUCACCGCACAGCCCGAAGAGACGUGGAUGCCCCAAGGACUCACGAGGAGCGACUCCAAAUGGAAACCUCUUCCGGUCCCCCCACCGCCCGGAGCCCCCGGUAGUAUCACGCCCUUGGCAGACGGUGGGAGAAGGGCGGAGGAUAACAUCAACAUGGCUGGCGCUAUCUGCUAUGGCAGUCCACUCACCUCUAUUGAAUCCGAAUCGGAAUUUGGCGAACGGGAAGAUACUCCAACUCCAAGGGAGAGGUACAACCAGGGAGCUCCUCAUAUCGUCAAUGUCAUGGUUCAGAACAGCAGUGGAAGUCGGACUGCUCACGACAGGCCAUCACCGCCUCCCUCCGCCUCCUCCUCCUUCUCUAACGACGUCUCUGGCUUGGGAAUUGGAUAUGGAGGAGUCGGACUGGGAGUAAUGUCGCCUCCCUUGACACCGCCAGAAACUAAGGAGACUGACGCUGAAUCGUCAGUUGGUGGAGGAAUAAGGGAGAGCAUGUGGCCCGUUCCUCCCUCAUAUUCUCUGUCUCAGACUCAGCCUCCCUCGCGAUCGGGGACUGCUUCACCUGAGAAGCAGCAGCAUCAGCAUCACCAGCAGAAACCGUCGACUUCACCAUCAUUGCCGGCAUCUCCCUCGCCAGCCCUCGCGUCUUCCCAAUCGAUGCCGGCGCAUAUGAUUCCCAAGAGGAGCGACAGCCUGAGCUAUUCCAGAUCUGCCAAGAAGCCGUACCGUGCACCCCAAGCACUAAGAUCGACUGCUUCUACUUCCUCCCUCCGGACUACAGAGAAAUCAGGAUACUUUAGCGUCACAGAACAGAUUGCGUUUGACAACACCACCACCACCGCCGCCGCCGCAACCACCGUCGCACCCACCCCUCCCCUCCAACAACACAGAUUCUAUUCACCCACCAUCACUCCCCCGACCCCCAUCGUCCAGGGACCUUCUUCUGUUGCCUCCUCUAGAGGUAGAACCACACCAUCAUCAUCAACACCAACAACCCCCACCUGGAGACCCCGCGCCAGCCUCUCCUCCAAAGAGAUGCUCUGGCUCCAUCGUAACUACCGCGGCAUCACGGCCUUCAUGACCGCUUGGGGACUAAAUAAAGGACUGGGCGACGAAGCCGAAAGCAAGGAAGGGCUGAGUAUCAUGCGGGAGUUGAUGGCUGCGGAGCUUGCUGAGGUUCAUGAAGAGGACGUGGCGGUACCAUCACCAACAAAAACAACAACCACAACCACCACAACAACAACAAAGGAUUUAAAUUCACCUGUGCCAGCCAAGGUGGAGACUUCUCCACGACCUGGACAAGUGGGGGAUGUGUGGGAUGCAGAGGAUAAUGAGGAUUACGAGCGGGCUAGUGGUAAUUAUAAUGGAAAAAAGAAUGUAGGAAAGGGUGACAGUGGGGAUGAGUCCUGGCUGGAAAUCAGUCCUGGGCCUGGGGCUGGGGAGAAAAAUGCUAAUGGAAGGGAUGUAAAAGAACAGGAGAUGGCGGGACAUUAUCAAAAUGGGUACGUCGCUACGGCGCUGAAAGGGCAGCAAGGACAAGGUGUGAGGAUGAUGAGCCCUAGGGUUAAUUCCGCGGCCUCUAAUAGGGAGGGAAGUGACUUUAUUUGA
Molecule: messenger RNA, 2475 nt
Organism: Neurospora hispaniola
Lineage: Eukaryota; Fungi; Ascomycota; Sordariomycetes; Sordariales; Sordariaceae
Exons: 2
Coding region: 1-2475 (824 amino acids)
Source: RefSeq, a predicted model, not a curated record